AUGAGCCAACAGGAAAUGCUCAAGGGAAACACUGAAACCCUGCUCUUGUCUCUGCUCUUGUUGGAACCGAUGUACGGUUACCAGAUUGUGAAGGAGAUAAACACAAGGAGCAGCGGGUACUUUGACUUUAAGGAAGGUACUCUCUAUCCCGCUCUGCAUCGAAUGGAGCGGGAUGGGCUGAUCGAAGGGCGUUGGCAAAACACCCCUGGUGGCAUGCGCCGACGCUAUUAUUACAUCACUCUCAAGGGCCGUUUCGUUCUCACCGACCGGCAGGCGGAAUGGCAGCGUUUCAGUAGAGCAAUGAACUCUGUUAUUGCCCGGUCAACGGUUCAACCGGAAGGAUAA
Messenger RNA from Geodia barretti, 345 nucleotides. Lineage: Eukaryota; Metazoa; Porifera; Demospongiae; Tetractinellida; Geodiidae. The record is from the annotation of a GenBank genome assembly.